Fusarium sp. VM40 is the source of this 1362-nucleotide messenger RNA. The record is from the annotation of a GenBank genome assembly. NCBI's taxonomy places the organism in Eukaryota, Fungi, Ascomycota, Sordariomycetes, Hypocreales, Nectriaceae.
AUGACUAAACCUAAAGUGAAAGACAUUCCCAACAUCACAGAUCUCCGAAAGUCAUUGGGAUUCGGCAUCCCCCGUGACAGCCGAAGCAUAUACUUCAACCACACUUUGGAGAUAUUCCGAAAGACAUAUAAGAGUGCGGAUGGGACUGCGGGGUGUCAAUUCGUGGCGUGGCACGAUGGCACUCAUGCGAAAGAGCUCCAGAUAAUGGCGGAUAAGUUUUUGGAAAUAAGAGGACCACAAUUCUGGUCUGAUAUUGGGAUUUCAGAAUCGAAACCUCGGCUGAUAUGGACAGAAGAUAGCAGUCGCCCGACGGCAGCUUUCCGACUUCAAAACAAAGACUCGGAGGUGGCUGGGAUAACAGACCAUCCGGAUGAUCGAAGUGAUGAUGUAGGCUCGAGGAUGGAUGAAUGGAGUAGUCUUGGCUCAUACCCUCCAAGUCCGUACCAGGAUCCCUUGAACAAUGAAACGGUUGACCAUUCUCUAGCAACGGAUGGUCAGACCAAGGAGGCACUUCGAGAAAACAGGAAGUCCCCUGAGACAGAACCAAAUCUGGCCGACGCUUCCACAAGCUACAUACCACCACCAGCCCCAGUUGCGCACAUGACUGAAAGCCAGGAUGCAGCGUCACUUGCUGAAGCAACAAUCGGUGUGCUCAACGGCACCCACACGCUGUCCGGUCGGAGGCGGAGGCCUGUUGAGCGCCAAGGCUUUGUUGAUACGCCGGAAUUUGUGGAAGAGUUUGGAUCUGUAUCGAAGUCUCCAGAGCCCACUGAACGGAGCAAUGUAAGCCGUCGUGGUAGUCCAGAUCUUGGAACCCCAAGCCGGGCGCAAUCUCAUCUAGGCGAUCUUCAGAACCCUUCAACAAUCCUUGAAUCAGUAGCGGCAGAAGUGCCGCACACUGAAUAUACAGCACCUCCGAGAGAGGAAUCUGAUGCGAGAAGGACAAUGCCGCCACCUCCAAUCCCUCUCCCGCAGUCAGUAGCGAGGGCAACCCCUAAACUACCAAGGAUAAGCAUAAAGUAUAGGAUUCAAAAAUCUCCUGGAGUCUUUCGAGUUUGGGAUCCCCGCGGUACUUUCAAAUCCUUAUCAAUGGACGAGCUCCAGACUAUUCAUGGCUUCCAAGAUGUUGAGUCAGUGCAGUUUAUCCUCCAGCGCAGAGGUAUGAGUUGGGAUGAUCUGGUGCCUAAGGAUGAUGAUGUCGCUUUUCAAGAUAUGAAAGCUCGAUUCGAGGACAAGAUCAAUGAUGAUUGUGAAGAGAUUGGAGAAAAGAGAGUGGUUGUAUACUACGAUAUCUUGGUCAUUCCUGUUCGGAAUACGGAGGACAGUCAGGAAUCUGUCCAGGAGCAAAGUAUUUCCUUGUAG